This is a messenger RNA of Columba livia (rock pigeon), 4677 nucleotides long. Its product is annotated as transcription factor BTF3-like. Gene Ontology annotation, cellular component: nascent polypeptide-associated complex; cytosol. NCBI's taxonomy places the organism in Eukaryota, Metazoa, Chordata, Aves, Columbiformes, Columbidae. The record is from RefSeq and is a predicted model, not a curated record. The transcript is spliced from 4 exons. Bases 288 to 731 code for a protein of 147 amino acids.
GGCGUGCGUGGCGUGCGUGGCGUGCGUUCUGGCCGCUAUCUCCCUCCAUUCCGCGUGCUGUGCUCGGUCUUGCGGCCCUUGUCUCGUUCUUCCUUCCUUUUGUUCCUGCUCUUCCUCUCUUUCUCCCUUUCUCUCCCUUCCUUCCCCCUUCGUCCCCUCAUCUUCCCCCCCCCCUCCCUCGAUUAUGGGCUGGGUUUGAUGGGAGCUGAGCUUCGGUGGCGCUGGGUGUGAGCAGACUCGCUUCCCUCCGCCCCCCGGCAGGGCUGGGGCAUUUUACUGCUGGGGAUAUGAAAGAAGCUAUCAUGAACCAAGAAAAGCUCGCCAAGCUCCAGGCCCAAGUGCGCAUCGGUGGCAAGGGUACUGCCCGUAGAAAGAAGAAGGUUGUCCACAGAACAGCUACAGCAGAUGACAAGAAACUUCAGUUUUCUUUGAAGAAACUGGGUGUCAACAAUAUUUCUGGAAUUGAAGAGGUAAAUAUGUUUACCAGUCAAGGAACAGUCAUUCACUUCAAUAACCCUAAAGUUCAGGCAUCUCUGGCUGCUAACACUUUCACUGUCACUGGCCAUGCUGAGACAAAGCAGCUGACAGAAAUGCUUCCUAGCAUCUUAAAUCAGCUUGGAGCUGACAGUUUGACCAGCCUGAGGAGACUGGCAGAAGUCCUACCCAAGCAACGUAAGUCGAAACUUGAAUGUAUUUCAUGGUGGCAGCUGAUAUGCGUCUUAUUUGUAUAGCUGCAGUGAAAUUCAGUGCACUCUUACUGUCUGCAAGCAUAUUAUAAAAUGCUUAUAAAGAAAUGGAACUCUUAGAUGUUAUUUAUAGCUCAAAUCCAACAAUUAAUAUUAAAGAAUAAAGCAGAGGCACCUGUCUCUCAGCAUAUCUUGCAGCUGGUCUAGGACUGGAAAGUCGUAGCCAGACUUGACUUCAUGGUAGUUUACUUCUUGGUGUGGCUUCAAUAUUUUGACAUACCUAGUUCAUGAAAGCUAGGUACAGUUACUAUGGGAGAGUUAGGUUUAAAAAAAAUACAUACUUUGAGUAUGUCUGUUUUGACACUUUCAAGGAAAACAUAAACAAUGAGGAGAGGGACUUGAGGACAGACAUCUUGCUACUGCUUUGCUCCUUCACAGGUGGGGUGAAGGUAUUUCAUCUUGCAUGAGCUUUUUGAUAGCGAAGAGGGGGGGGAAUUAUACAGUAUCUGUAAGGAAAUAUCUCUUUCCCCGUGCUUUUCUUGAAAACUGAGAAGGAUUAAUUAGGAUAAAAUGGAGGUGAUAGGCUAAACUGUCUCAUACUCUCUAGGUAGUACAGCUAAGAAUAGCAGUAAAAGUAGUGACUCAGGCACCUAGGGAACUGAGCCAUCUAUUCUUAGCAUUAUACUAUUGCAGUUUCACAGAUGCUCAUUGGUCUGCUACAAUGGACAUGGUGAGGUCUCACUAGCUCUGGCAAAUACAAUGGGAAUAGUUAAGAAAUUACUGAGUCAGCAGAGAUGUCGUGGGUGAGUGAUUUAGGGUCCUGCUUGCUGCAGAGGAGUGUUUAGAUCACUUAAAGAAAAGUCUGGUCUCGGCGGUGCGGCAAUGAGGAACGACGUGCACCGGGACGCAGACAAAGAUGCACACAGAGGCGGAGAUCGUGUUUGGGAAGAAGUGCAGAGCUGGGCAGAGCAGAGAGCUGAGCCAGGCUGAGGCCCUGUUUAUUAGCCAUUGACAAUUUAUAGGUUUUACAGAUCUAGGCCUGGACUAAGAAGUUAAACAAGAUGUUUUGUCAAUAAUAGUUAUUAAAAAUACACCACACUCAUGUUGUGACUGUUUUCAGUCACGUUCCCAUGCAUAUCUUGUGCGUGGCGUUCCGACCCACUCAUUCACAUGCCCAGACUCAACAUUCACGUAUCAUACAUAUGGGUGUGGUUUUCUGACCCGAGAUAUAAUUCUCACUGGCCUGGGAUAUCACUCCUUACACUCAUAAGGAACAUACUUCUGUAUAACCUGUCCAAGGCUAUUUAGCUGGAACCGCACAUCCUGCCAUUCCCACAGGCAGGGUCUGCCAGACAGAGUAGUUAGAAAGAAGGAAAAAUCCAUCGUGCACAAAUUCUGUGUUUUGUACCACUACUAUCUGUAGCUUCCCAGGCAAGUGGGCCAUGAGGUCUAGUUAAAGUCAUAGCUACAGUUCCACUUUGUGGUAAAUUCACCGUAACAGGUUGCCCUGGCUGUAAUGCUAUGUAUUCUCUUUCAUUACAAGGUGGAAUGUUAGACUCAGUUUUUACAAAGAAUGCUUAUCUCACAAGGCCCCCUGUGGGCCCAUACUGAUUAUUUAAUUGGUGAAGUACUUUGGAAAGUAUUCCACCGAGCCUCAUAUGGCUUAAGGUUCUUUUUCAAUAAGCCAUUAGCUCUUUGUGUCAUCCUAUUUGAUUGAGGGUAAUAUGGGGUGUGGAAUACCCAUUGAAUUCCUUCUUGUUUUGCCAAUUUUUGUACUUCUACACAUGAAAAACAUGAACCAUUAUCACUUUGGAUGGCAUCAGGAGUAGGUAGACUUGAGAACCAAGAUGAUAGCCCUCGUACUGCGCUUUGUCUAUCGGCCUUUUGGCACUUGGUUGCCAUAAGCAAGCCGGAGACUACCUCCACCCUCAUGAGGAUAUAUCAAUAUCCUGCAGAGGGUUUGAAUGGCCCAAUAUAAUGAAUUUGACAUGUAGACCACAAGGUUUUUCCUUGAUCGAUAGGUAGGGGUGGUGUUUCUUUACCUGUAUGACCUAGUUUUUGAUGUAACCAUUCUCCCAACCGAUACCAUUCGAAAUUUAACAAGUUCCCUAUUGUCAUUUUUCUGAUUUUAGUCAAUUCAUCCACCUUUUGGUUCCAAUUUGUGGCUGCUUUAUUGCCUUUGGUGUGAGCUUUUACCCAUCCCACCUUGAAUGGUGUUCUUCUGGCUAUUUCUAGUAACAUUUGCCAAUCUUGACUUCUACAAAUUGGGGAUCUAUUUACUUCCUAAUUCAGUAAUUCCCAUUGACAGAGCCACUGUGUGGUUUGCUUUUCCAGAAGAAUGAGUACAGUGGGUGAGCAAUGAUAGAAAAUCCAGGCACGUGCUUUCUCCGGUGUCCUAAAGUUCUCAUUAGCUGUUUUAAUUCUUUCCUGGAUUGAGGCAUCUGUGAUUGUUAUUUAGGGUGUCCAGUAGAAUUGUUGCCCUACCUGUGAUCCACCAAAUACCUAAAGAUUUCACUUCUUUACCCUGUCCUUGACAUUUUUCAGAUGGAAUCUCAAUAUUUGCUUUGCGUAGAGCUUGCCAAAUUGCUGCUUUCCUCACCUUUUCAGGUGUAGCCCCUCCAAUUAAAAUAUCAUCAGUAUAUUGGUACAGUUUUACAUCUUGACGGAGGGGGGCUUUGUCUGUAAAAGUUCAGCAAGCACAGCAUGAACAGUUGUGGAUGAAUGUUUAUAUACCUGUGGGAGUCUGUUAAAGGUGUAUUGUAUACCUUCCCAAGUAAAAGCAAAUUUCUCUUUAUCCUCUUCCUGCAAGGGAACCAUAAAGAACGUAUCUUUUACAUCUAGUGCUGCCAUCCAUGAGUAUGCAGCUCCUUGCGAAGUAGUGUUAAAUUCGCAAUGCUUGGUACAACAGGUGUUAACGGGGUUGUAUUAGCAUUCAGGCACCUAUAAUCAAUUGUUAGGCGCCACCUCCCUUCUGGUUUCCGAACUGGCCAGACUGGUGAAUUGUAUGGAGAGCGGGUCCUGAAGAUAAUAUGCCAUUUUUGCAAGUCUGCUAUUACCUCUGAGAUUCCAUUUCAUGCCGCAGCAGAAAUAGGGUAUUGUGGUACUCUAGAGAUCUUUGGAUCAGGGAGCACAGGGGCUACCCAGAAUACACACACUGUAGCCUCCCAACUUUGAUCAGGGUGUGGCAGAUAUGCACUCGACUCCCCCCAGCCAGACCAGCAGCAGUUUGGUGCAGGCUCCAGAGGAGGUAAAGGCCUGAGCCAUAGCCAGACCAAGAGCUCCUUUUGGGAAACCCACAAGUAAGCAGAAUGGCACACUGAACACUGAUGAGUUGUGGGCACAGGGAGUCUUGUGCAUACUUUUCCCACUGUAUGCAAUUUGACUACGAGUCACCCACCUGCCACCAAACUCUUUUAAGUCGCACUUCUCUUUGAGAAAUCUAAACAUUCUUCUGCAAUAAGCAUGUCCUGGUUUUGUUAAAAAACAAGUUUCUCUUUUAGUGAAUUUGCCUGUCGGCUAAAGCCUUCAUAUUAGCUGCAUUUUCCUGGAGAACCAGAUACAUGUUUUGGUAAACCUAGCAAUGGAAUGCAAACUUAUUGAUAAGCAUGGAUGGACAUCUCGCAAGAGGGGCAAUGAGAAACCGGUGACCAAGAAACUGACCAACUGUGUAUAACAUUCCAUUCACGUGAAUACUUCAUACAAAAGUGGGAGAUCACGAGGAUCUUGUCCCUUUUUUCCUCAUGGCUGACAUUAGGAGAGGACCUUGCUAGUCGUCCCUGCGAACUGAGGCCUAGUGAGAGACUGAAUCCAGCUCCGGUUGGCUGCAGAGUCCAGUCCAGGACUUCGGGUGCCGGUUCUGCAGUUGCUGAGACUUUCAAGAAUAGUUUUGUAUAUUUUGUAUUAUUUUCUCUAUUCUUAUUAGUAGCAUUAGUAAAACAUCUUUAAUUUUUUCCAACUCUCUUCUCUCUGUCCUUCUUUUCCUCCCGAUCGC